Messenger RNA from Ilex paraguariensis (yerba mate), 1605 nucleotides. Lineage: Eukaryota; Viridiplantae; Streptophyta; Magnoliopsida; Aquifoliales; Aquifoliaceae. The record is from the annotation of a GenBank genome assembly.
UUAAAAAGUCACAUGUUGUUUUCAGAACCCUAUUCUCUGCUCUAUAAACCACACGAUACGCAUGCUUAACAGCCCCUUAGCAUAUUCGGAAAAUCCAGUUGACUCAGCCGAUCAGCGGAGUCAGAGCUCUGAACUCACCUGAAAUAUACAUUCAUAUACAUUUGAGCUCUGAUUGACUCGGCUCUGGUCUCUCCAUUGACCUAGGGUUUCUCGCUCUCACUUUGUCUCUCUGACGGACCAGACAUGAGUCUCUCUGUGGUACAAGGAUUCACCAAGUCGCUUGCUAUGACUGUGCUAUCGGAGAUCGGUGAUAAGACGUUUUUUGCAGCUGCGAUCUUGGCAAUGCGCCACCCUAGGAGACUUGUCUUGUCUGGAUGUCUAGCAGCUUUGAUUGUGAUGACUAUUCUAUCUGUUCUUGUUGGCUGGGCUGCUCCAAAUCUGAUUUCUCGUAAAUGGACUCAUCACGUAACAACUUUAUUGUUUUUUGGCUUCGGGCUAUGGUCCCUGUGGGAUGCAUUUAAUGAAGGGGAGGCUGAAGAACUGGCUGAAGUUGAAGCAAAGCUGGAUGCAGAUCUGAAAGCUAGUACUGGAACAACCAAAGAGAAUAACAAGGUGGAUGAUGAUUUGAAAAAGCAGAGGCGACCUGUAAUCACUCAGUUCUUCUCACCCAUCUUUCUGAAGGCAUUUUCCAUUACGUUCUUUGGUGAAUGGGGAGACAAGAGCCAGCUAGCUACCAUUGGUUUGGCUGCAGAUGAGAAUCCGUUUGGUGUUGUUCUUGGUGGAAUUUUAGGACAAGCUUUGUGCACGACUGCUGCAGUCUUGGGAGGAAAGAGCUUGGCAGCUCAGAUAUCUGAGAGAGUGGUUGCACUGUCAGGUGGAAUUCUUUUCAUUGUUUUUGGGAUCCAGUCCUUCCUUUCUACAGUUGAAUCAUGAUGUAGCAUUGCUAAUGGUUAGUAUUUACCAUCAAUGCAUUCAUGAAACAGAUCUUUAAUAUGAAUAUUAUUGCAAGUACGAUCCCACAGGUGUAAUUUAUUAAAUUGCCAAGGGUAGGAUCUCCGUUUUGUAGGAUGUCUCUCUCUCCCCCUCUCAUAGUUUACUGUGUAUAUGUGGACAUGCACACCCACAGCUUACUCUUUCUCCUCAUCUCCAAAAUAAGUCUCAUUUCGAACCACUUUUAAAUAAGCCACCAUCUUAUGUUCAUCUAUGCGUUUUUGGUUGUCUUUGCUAUGCGCAGACACUCAAAGCACAUCGGGAUAAAUUUUCACCGCGUGCCACCAAAUAUGUCUUCCUAGGUUACCCUAGCUCACACGAAGCCUAUAGUGUCUAUGAUCUUGAUUCUAACCAAUUUUUUUUUUGUAGAAAAUGAUCUUUCCUUUUUCCACUCUGCCACAUCCUCCCGCCCUUCCACUUCCUGAUGCGUGCUAAAUGCAAGAGCAUGCACACAAAUGCCCUCGACCAUGAACAUAAAUAUACACCACUGGAUACUUCCUGUUGCUGGAUUAUAUCUCUUUUUCCUUUUUGUGGUUGCAUGCAGAGAAAAGGAAGAUGACUAUUUUCCCUUGCAGAACAGCGUACGACUUUUGACAUGCUGAAAUUUCUCUUCCA